AGAGGACAUGCAGGUGGUUGGUGUGACAGAGGAAGAUACAGAGGACAGGGUGAGAUGGAAACGAUUGAUCUGCUGUGGCGACCCCUAACGGGAACAGCCGAAAGACAAAGAAGAAGAAAUGACAAGUAUAAAUCAACACUCAAUGAGUAAGGAAAACUUGAAAAGUGCAUAUUUUAUUUUAAUGCAAUAAUGUCUGAUAUUUGUUGUAUAAUCUGUAUUUAUUUUGUUACAUUUAUAGAGCACAAAUAAAUGCCUUGACACUCUGUGCAACUGGAUUAUUACAAUAUUACAUUUAUUACUAAGUAUUCAACUCCCCCUGAUUAUCACCUUUUUUCCUGCCUUCAGAAUUGGAUAUGUUGCAUAGAAAUAUUUAUUCUGGUAACAUGAAGGCUUUUUUUUUUUUUAGGUUGCCCAGUCCCAAAAACAAAAACAACACAACUAGGACUGACAAGUUAAAGAGAUACUGAUAAAUGGAUCCAACCUCAUUUGGUAAAGGGUUAUAUACACAAUCAAACAGUGUUGUGGCCACAAAACACCAGCAUGCAGGCCACAACUGGCCCCUGGACCACCAGUUGGUAAUACUUUACCUGUGACAUUUGCAGGAAUGAUGCCUUCCAAGAUGUUUUUUUUUAACCAUCCAACCAAUAUGAAGAAUGCACUGAAUAUAUUACAAGAAUAAUCUACAUUAGUGAGAUUUGAACAGGUUCUCACCUGAAAACCUCCAGCCCAUUUUGGAAGAAACUCAGCGUCACAGCUAUUCAAACAGCAUUUGUUAAUUUAUUUAAUUCACUGUUGAGCUUUACAUUAAACUAAAUCUUGACAUUUGAAAAUUUGAAGUAGUGGAAAAAUAUCAGAAAUCUUAAAUUAUCAUUUGAACAAAGCUGAAAUUAGAGAUCUUUCUUCCUAACAGCUUUUGCUAAUCAUGAGACCAGGUGAACAGCAUCACCUCUCAUCAGAGUCACGGGGUUUAAUAGCAGAACUGAUGGUCAGGUCUGGUUUAGACAGUUUGGCUGGAAGCUGUGUGUCAUGUCCAACUCUUGGGCACGCCGUCAAAGGUAAUUGUCCUUUCAGUUUUUUACCACACACUGUGGAAAAGAGUUUGAUUCCUGUAAAUUCCAACAAUAGUUGACUGGGUGCUUCUUUUGCACAGAUGCUGGUUUGUCUUUGUGCUGGUUUGUGCAGCUGCUACAUUCUCUGUGGCGCUUUCAGAUGCUGCAGAAAGUAGACAUGUAAUAGUCCAGGUGCGGGACCAUAACAUCCUGAGACGAAUGUACAAAUCAAAUACUCAGCAUGUCUCCUUGUCUCCUGGCUGGCUCCCAACCAAAAGUGCUGUUGCAACAGAUACUGAAACUUACACCAAUGAUUUUGGUAUUGAUGCCCCAUCAAUCACAAAUGACAGAGCAAACAGUUUGCAGCUAACCAACGGCAACUUUAGACAUAGUCACAACAGCCCGGAUCAUGUACCUCCCCAAUGGGGACGUGCAACAGUUCAGAAAGGAAACAAUAACCCUGCAAACGGUGUCUUCCCUGGUCAGGUGAAGACUGAGGACAGUGGAUUCAUGACUAGAUGGCAAGCUCAACUCAGUAGACCUGGCCCCACCCUCAGAUUAACACAAACUAGAAAGCAUAACAAUUCAUACAUGUUGGUUAAACAAAAAUCUCCUGCCAAGGCUCUGUUUCCCCAAAGUUCAAGUGUCUCACAAAUUUGGAACCCCAAAUACACUCCAGAAUAUAAGCUUGCAAGGGGGUCUAUAGGCGAAAAGGAGCAUCAUUCUACAAGUAAAACAAUUUGGAAAUCUUCUAAACCUUCCCGCUCUUCAUCACAGUUUGGCAGAUAUCUGAGUAAAUCACUCUCAAGUUCAACAAGUCAACACAGCAGCGAUACGAAGACAAAUGAACAUCCUGCAGGCACAGAACACGGUGCAUCUAACAUAAUUCAAUCAAGUCCAUUUCAUGGGUUUACAAGUCAAACUGCCCCAGAUGAAUCAUCAGUCAAAAAUGGAUUGAAGUCCUUGGAGAAGCACAGACAAAAUUUCCAGUCUCAUCUCUUUAAGGACUCUCGAACCUCCUUUGCAGGACGUGAGAAGGUCAAAGCUGGCAUUCAAAAGACCUUCGGCACAGUUUCCCCAAAGCAACAGGAAAAGCAAUCCUUUGCUGGACAGGAGAUGAUCAAAGCUGGUAUUCAAAAGACCUUCGGCACAGUUUUCCCAGAGCACCAGCAAGAGCGAGCCUCCGCAGAAUUGAAUUCUAAUCGACUGCAGCAACUGCACAAGAAUUCUCCAGCAAAAGAAGUGCAACAUGUUCUUGGAAAUGGUAGUUCACUCUAUGUCGAUCUAGCCCCACACACCGGUCCCACUUACAAAAACACUACCUUUACCAACAAUCAUCCACUUGUAGAGAUCCAGGAUACUGGUCAUGUCAAAGUUGUACAAAGCUCAGUUAAUACGAGUACAAUGGGUUUAACGCGUGGUUAUAAGGCUGAAAAAUCCCUAAGCAUCUAUGGUUUCAGAGGGUUCAAAACUCCUCAGAGGCUGGAUGUGAACAAAAAUGUCCAGUUGUCUAUUCGUUCUGGGAUGUAUAAAACUGGUGAACUCAUGGAUUAUAGGGUAAGUGCAAGGGGAUUUCGCCCGUUCUCAGUCAAGUAUAGCCUUGGCCAGAUAGCAGCACCCAUCACAACAAUGCCACAAGUUGCCGUAAACACUAAGGAGACACCUACCAGUGCUCCUGAUGUGUCGUCUUUUGCAACCGAAGCCACCCAGUCCUCGUCAAAAAGGCUGUCCAACCUAGACUUCAAGGAAAUGGGUGCGAUUGAGAGUGACAACAAACUAAAUUAUGGACCGCUCUGGGGCUACAAAAGAAUAUACAGUCUCAAAGGAUUUAAUUUGCCAUACCCGAGAGGUGCUCGCUCGAAACAGGCAAACGGUUCUGUAAAUUCAGGUGGUAUGAUGGUAUGGUUGCAUUCACGGCAACCCAGAAGUAGCGGAAUUCCUGGUUGGACCAAUCAGAGUUGGGCAAAAUCAAUGGCAACCAGAGAAUGAACUCUAAAGUCUAGACUCUAACAGGAUUUGAAUCUGUUAAAACCAGCAGCACAGUCUCACAGUAAUGCGAUAUCAUCUUGCAAUCUCGACCAACUUCUGAUUCGACAACACCCAAGAUUAGACCUCGGAACCCCAGCAACACAGUGAGACAAACAAGUGCAUUUCAGAUAACUGUAAUGGCAACAGUUUGAAACAACAAAUAGCCCUGAUCUUGACAAUGUCAUGAUUGCGGGAGUCAAAUCGUAUGCAGAUAUUGUUGGAAGUGUUUAAUUUAGUGUCACAGAAGUAACACGGGCUGGUACUUAUCAAAACGCCAUGACCAAGCAAGCAGCACCACUUGGUGACAGUGUGUCAAAACCCAGGGAGGUCGGCGCAUCCAUACUAGAAACUAUCGAAGCUACAAGCAGAUACCUCAGCACACAUGGCGUUGAAAGAUAACAUUUGAAGAUGGCUUCAACAGCGGACUGAAAGCAUCCAAUGCAUUCCUGGAUGAUAGAAGUGCAAGUUUGACUGAUCUGUCACCUAAUGUUGGAAAAAGAUAAGCGCUUGGUAACAAUAUGUUGGAACUGGAUUAUCUACAUGUCCUUUAACUCUGUUAAACUGUCCAGUUGAAAGAAAUUUUUGACUGUACUUUGCAAUAAAAAUGGUAAAAA
Molecule: messenger RNA, 3691 nt
Organism: Thalassophryne amazonica
Lineage: Eukaryota; Metazoa; Chordata; Actinopteri; Batrachoidiformes; Batrachoididae
Exons: 2
Coding region: 1269-3038 (589 amino acids)
Source: RefSeq, a predicted model, not a curated record